CAAAAAUCCGUUUCAACCGAAACUUUAUUUGUUAUUGUAAACAGCUGAUUAUGGGAAGCAUAAACAAGAGUUAUAUGCUUCUUCUUCACUUUUGCCAUUCACCGUAUUCCCAGACAUGUGAGCCACUGCAGAUUGGUUAAAAAGUCAACGAUGCCACAAAUUGCAAAUAAACCAAAUGAGUCCACAAUAAGAGUGCCGUUUGAAACGCCACGGCUGGCUGAGAUCGCCUACAGAGUGCUUAGUGUCGACCAAGAACCUCGCCGAAAUUUCGUGCAGAAAACUUUGAGCUUGGAUGGCGAUGUCCUGGUGGUUAAUUUCCAAGCCGACCAAGUAAAAAGCUUGCGCACGGCCAUCACCUCCUUCUUUGAGUGCCUGCUUCUCUGCCAGGACACCAUUAAGCAGUUCGGAGACUCCAAAGAAGACAAAGUAAUUACUGAGAGCGAGGAUAAUGCCGGAACACAGUCCGGCUCCGACUCCACAUAG
Messenger RNA from Drosophila rhopaloa, 483 nucleotides. It is a transcript of the gene Tcs6, whose product is annotated as EKC/KEOPS complex subunit PCC1. Lineage: Eukaryota; Metazoa; Arthropoda; Insecta; Diptera; Drosophilidae. The record is from RefSeq and is a predicted model, not a curated record. Gene Ontology annotation, cellular component: EKC/KEOPS complex. The transcript is spliced from 2 exons. Bases 151 to 483 code for a protein of 110 amino acids.